Molecule: messenger RNA, 1647 nt
Organism: Plasmodium coatneyi
Lineage: Eukaryota; Apicomplexa; Aconoidasida; Haemosporida; Plasmodiidae
Exons: 1
Coding region: 1-1647 (548 amino acids)
Biological process (GO): RNA 3'-end processing
Molecular function (GO): nucleotidyltransferase activity
Source: RefSeq, a predicted model, not a curated record
AUGCCCAUUUACACCUUUCACCGGGUUAGUGAUAAUUUGCAAAGAAUUUACAAGGUACGUUGUAGGAGGUUGCAUUCCUUUUGCGAGUUGGGUGCAAGCGAACACAACAGGAGAGGAGAGGACAAAAUCUGCCAAGUAGAUAAGAAAAUCCAGCUAACCAAUGUCAAGCUAGCUGACGCUUUGCACGACUAUAUAAGUAGUGACGACUCGGAUGGAGAGGAAUCGCCCCAGGGGAAGGCAGAAGUGUGUCGUUCUGCUGAAAGAUAUGAUGGAGGUGAACUUCAAAACGGAAUGGAAAAGGGAGUUGAUCAUAAGGAUUAUCCAGACAAUUGCGCCAAGCUAAAUUCACGCAUUAAUGGUGAGGGAACCAAAUGGGGGUAUCCUGGCGGAGGGGAGAACGAUUUCCAUAACUUAGACGAAGCGGAGAAAAAACGCGUUAAGACCCUGAGCGAUGCCACCAGCAGUCCUGCGAUUAUGCAUGGGGAGAUUUCUGACGAGUUAGGAGCAACCUCGAAAAAGGGAAAACCGAAUAGUGAUAUGCAGCAUGCGGAGAUGAAGUCGUACUUAAAUUGGUACAUACAAAGGGAACGUGAAGGUGAAUGCGGUACGAGGAGUCACCCUCGUGGAGACUACCACCCAAGUGCACUUGACGCAGAACUGAACAAACUGGAAAUCGCCCUGAGGCCCUCCCAAAACGAUGUUAACAGCAUAAAAACGUUCCUCGCUUUUCUACAGAAGGAAAUAAAUAAGCAUUACAAAAAUUGCCACGUAACGCCUUUUGGGUCUAUCAUCAACGGGUUUUGGACCCGAAACAGCGACAUAGAUAUAUGCAUUCAAAUCCCGAUACUGCUGAGCAGGAAGGACCAAAUAACAUUCCUAAAAAAAAUCUGCCUCAUAUUGAACAAUUUUAAUGAUGGAAUAAUUGAGCAGAGAUUUUCUGCAAAAGUGCCCAUCAUUCAUUUUUAUUGUAAAAGUUUAAGACACUCAUUUGAGCUGUCCUGUGAUAUUUCGGUAAAUAACAUCCUUGCGGUGGUCAACUCUAAGUUAAUUCAAAAAUAUGUAAGCAUAGAUAAAAGACUACAGUUAAUGGGAAUUGCAUUAAAAUAUUGGUCGAAAAAUAGAAAUAUAAAUGACAGAUCGAAAGGAUUUUUAUCGUCAUUUUCUUUAAUUUUAAUGAUAAUUCACUUUUUGCAAUAUGUGACGGAGCCCAAAAUUCUUACCUCCCUUCAAGACAUCUCCUUCAAAAGAAAUGAAAAACCGUUUUAUGUCAUGGGUGUUGAUUGUAAAUUUUGCCAGGACGAGAAUGUCAUUCGAGAGGAGCUGCGCAGAAUUAAUAACUACAACGAUGUGUAUGUAGACACGUCAACCCUGCUCAUUGAGUUCUUCAAAUUUUUUGGAUACAAAUACAAAAGUGGCAUAAUUGCCAUACGGGACAUAAACGAUUAUUACCAGAACUUCCAAGCUGUGAGAAGUUACGAGUCCUACUUCCUUUUCGUGGACAACCCCUUUGAAGUGGGCAAAAAUGUGGCUAACGUCCUGCCCCAGAACUACAAAACUAUUGUCAACGAAAUGCAGCGCGCCUAUAAAAUUUUAAAGAAUAACGGCUCCUGGAGGGACGUGUGCGGGGCGGACCACGUUCUGGUAUAG